This is a messenger RNA of Sitodiplosis mosellana (orange wheat blossom midge), 1740 nucleotides long. RefSeq lists its product as uncharacterized. The coding region runs from base 220 to 1503 and encodes 427 amino acids. NCBI's taxonomy places the organism in Eukaryota, Metazoa, Arthropoda, Insecta, Diptera, Cecidomyiidae. The record is from RefSeq and is a predicted model, not a curated record. The transcript has 8 exons.
GCCCGUAUUUUCGCAAGCUAUCAACAGCAAAUUAUCAAAAAUUAUCAGAAUGCCAAUAUAUACGCGAUUUGAUUAAAGCGAUAAGAGUUAACUGAAAGCUAUAAAGAGAGAAUUUUCGUUGAGCAUGUCAUGUCAAACGAUUUUAGAUUCGGGUUCAUUUUUACAGCUGGCGAUUGAUCUAAAGGGAAUUUCGGUAGGAACGUAUUGUUCGAUACAAAUAUGGAAUACAAUAUAACUGGGUUUGGUGAAGAGCGUUCUGAAAUGAACUACACAGGCCUCGGCAAUUGGCUUAUUGGCUAUAUGGAUCCGUACGAUUACUGGAAUGCGCAUCCAACCUAUGCCAUCUGUGAACUUGACUUCUUGAUUGGAGCCGGCCUAAUGCUUGUACAUGCAUUUACAACGGGAGGUCGAUGGCCGUGGCUAUUUUUUGCGUCCAUGUUUCAUGGAUUUGUCGUUGAACUUAUCGCUUAUUUUGCGCCGUUCAUAGCAAAUUUCUGGCAUGCUCAGGGCAUGAUCACACUUUUUGAUCGUCGAAUGGCGCUCUACAUAGCGGUUCUUUAUCCAGUGUUCUACUAUCAUGCAUCAUGGGCUAGUUCAAAGAUGAAAUUAAAGUCUCAACUCGUUGAAUAUAUGGCUGUUGGGCUGAUGACCGUGCUGGUUGAUAUUCCGUAUGAUAUAACUAGCGUAAAAUACGUGCACUGGAUUUGGCACGAUACCGAUCCAAAUAUUUAUGAUCGUCAUUACUGGGUGCCAUGGAAUUCAUACUACUUUCAUUUAUGUUUCUCUACGAGUUUCCAAUUUUGGUUUCAUUCAGUCCGUCGAUGGAUUGAUAAAAGCAAAGACUUGGACAAAUGGCAAGCUGGUUCAAUAAAAUCGGAAAUAAAUGCAUUGAUUGCGGCAUCAUUAUUGGGGAUGCCAGGUGGUUGCUUAUUAUUCCUUCCGUUUUAUCAUCCGCUUCACGACUUUUAUGGGGUGCCAUCGGAAGUGACUGGCGUUAGCAUUUUGAUGGCAUUCACGGCAAUUGUAUGGAAAUUUGAUAGAAAAAGCCAUCGGUAUGAAAAGCCGGCCAAAAUGAAUUUCGUAUCGAAAAUACUGUUUGGUCAUUUGUUGGUGCAUUACUUGGUAUUUUUGGUCAUGGUGAUAUUUUUCAAUCCGGAGGAUGCCAUUUCCAUUGGUCUACACCAACCGAUCGGCAACUGCAAUGAAACGGAACCAGUUCAUACAAUACUAAAGACUUUGCACCGGCAAAAGUAUCUGUGCUUGGAUAACUAUGAUGAGAAAUACUAUGAUUUCCAUUGUUUACCCAACGCAACGGUCCCAUCCGAUGGAAGUAUUUGGUAUACCGUAUGCGGAACACCAUUCGAGAACCGCGCUGAAUAUUUAACAGUAUUGUCUUUAAUUACAUUUAUUGCGUAUAUGGUGUUUACUUCGUUCCAUUUCGAUUACGAUGAAAAUACCGAAAAAUUAUGGAAAAAUACGAAACUUUCUAAAAAAAACAAUUAAAACGUUGCAAUCUUUUGUGUAAACAUUUUCGCUGCUUUAUAAAUAUUACUUUUUCUAAUUAUUAUGUGUACGUAUAAUUCUAUUGCGAAAUGAGGAAGUAAAUAAAUCCUGCAAGAACUGCUACGGCAAUGGCAAGUCCAGCCCAUUUGAAAAGAUAUGAAUUGUUUUUAUCUUCGAUGACUUGUGUUUUUCUCUCCUUGUACUUCUUUUUGCCGAAUUUCUUCUCAAACUCUUCGA